Mollisia scopiformis is the source of this 573-nucleotide messenger RNA. RefSeq lists its product as uncharacterized. The coding region runs from base 1 to 573 and encodes 190 amino acids. The transcript is spliced from 3 exons. The record is from RefSeq and is a predicted model, not a curated record. Lineage: Eukaryota; Fungi; Ascomycota; Leotiomycetes; Helotiales; Mollisiaceae.
AUGAAAUUCUCCAUCUUGAAAUCUUUCGCCGUUGCAGGCCUCCUCACAUCCGCCAUUGCCAAUCCAAUUGCCGUCCGUCAAGACUCUUCCGCUCUGACCAUUCUUAACGACCUUUUCACCACCGUGCAAACAUACACCGGAGCCAUCAACAGCACACUAGCAACCCUAACCAGCACCUCGUCAGCCGUGGACAAAGCUGCGGCUCUUACAUCCAUUGGCACAGAGUUCACCGACCUCACCGCUGCUAUCACUUCCGCCACAACUUCCAUCAAGGGCCUCACUAUCGAUCCGGUCUCCAAACGCUCAGACGAGAUAGAGACUCGUCAACUGGGCGAACUAGCACUCCUCGGUGCGGCAAUAUCACUGCUCCUCCUUGAGGUAUUCGCAACUAUUGCCGCGGCCGUUGCUGCUCUCGGACUCGCUGGUCUCCUCGUUUUCCUCAGUCCACUUACCGGAGCCCUGGGUGCUUUGAUACUAGCGGUGGAGGUGCUGGUUGAUUUCUUGCUGCUGGACGUUACUGUGUUGUUGGAUACGCUUCUAACGGGUUUGGCUCUUGCGCUUGGUGGUCUGUAA